AUGGACACAAUACUCAUCGCAGAUGGUCUGGCAAAGCUUCAGAUUCGCGAUGAUGGCCUUUUCACAUCACUUGCCUCUGCCCUCAGAGCUCACAUCAAGGCUGGUGAGCUCGGUGUGCGGGAAGUCCGUCACGCUGCAUCAGCCUUUUCUUUGAUGGGCUUCGUGGAUGCCAAGCUCGCGUCUGCGCUGAUGAACUGGCUCUCGCCACGCCUCGAGAGUUGCGGAGGUGAUGAUCUGUCAGCGCUUGCCUACUCGCUCUCCCGUGCGGAAGUGGCAAGAGGAGCACACAGGAUUGGCUUCCAAUCGGGUAGGCAAGGGCUGCCAUAUCGUAGUGGAGCAUCCAUCAGGGUAAAGAGAGAUGAUCCGGUACGGAGCUUCUUCCAGGCUCUGCGCGCGGAAGUGCCACGGCGUCUCGCUGCCGGGGAGCUAAGCAGCAAGGCUGGCAUGCUGGAGCCGGAUGAUCGCGAAGCGCAGAAGCUGGUAAAGGGCCGGGAAGGUCAGUUAACGCACGCGGCUGUGGAAGACUUGAAUGCAGGCCGGUGCUCGAUGUUCUCGGAGCACGGAGCUUGGUUAAAGCAAUCGCAGAAGUACAUGCAAGCGGACCGAGCCACGCAGCUGGCACCGAUGCUGUCGCCCAGACAGCUGGCACGGCUGGCUGUGGGCUUCGGCGAGGGUCAGGUCAAGGUGAAGACUCUUUGGCAGUCGUUGACGAAGGAAGCUUUGGCACGGGCCUCGGCCUUCUCAGCACCUGAUGUCCUGCGUGUCCUGGCCGGCUUCGAUGCAGCGAACAUCCAGCAUCCAGGUUUGCUGAAAACCUUCUGGGCGCUUGCUUCCGACAAACAGGCAAAGUACCUGGUGGAGGAGCUACUGGCCUUGCUUCAGAUGUGGCCCCGGGUCCCAGUGGCGCUGCGCCCGGAUCCGGACUCCUUGAUGAAAAGCAUGCGCCUGCGCCUGGAGAAGGGAAGCAGGGGAGUUGGCUGGUAUGCGCCGGCCGAAUUGGCCAUUGAGCUCAUCGAAUGGCUACCGGCAAGCAGAGCACUGACCGAUCGCGGCCUGGAUACGCGGCUCCUUAGGGCCACUCUGGCGCAGCUGCCAAGGCAGUUGCAGUCUGCUACUCCUGGGCCUCGGCGAAGAUUGCUGUCCACGUUGACCCUCCAAGAUGAGGAGAUAGCGGCAAAGGCACGCAAUGAGGCGCAGCAGUCCGAGGUCCUGCAGCGGGCCUUGGCCACGGUGGCCCAGGACGUUGUUUCGACCGCACGGCAGCACACAAUGCAGGAGCUUGCUGCAGACACAGCCUUCGGUUGUGCUGCCCUGGGCUUCGAUGGGUCGCCGCUGCAAGAGCUCCUCGGAGAGCUGCUGCAAGUCAGCGUUACGGAGGUGCAGAUGGCUGCCCGCAUCUGCUGGGCUUGCGCAGAGGUGAAUGUGCAUGCGGGUGCCGCGCGGGCACUCAUAUCUCAAAUGACGGUGUUGGCUCAGGACGUUUCACCUGUUAGUGACAUCGCCGACAAGGUCAGCUUUCUUCGCCUCGCGUGGGCCUUGCUGGUCCUGGAUGGCCCGGAAUCUGAACUUCGGAAGCUGCUGGCUGCUGGCGAUGCCGGCGACGUUGAGGGGGACCAGUUGCUGGCGGCACUUACACCACUCGACCUUCGUCCACUGCAGCAGCUGGCCUGGCACUGCCAGCAGCAUUUUCCGGAACCAGCAGGACACUGGUCCACUGCG
Molecule: messenger RNA, 1719 nt
Organism: Symbiodinium pilosum
Lineage: Eukaryota; Dinophyceae; Suessiales; Symbiodiniaceae
Source: the annotation of a GenBank genome assembly